Messenger RNA from Oncorhynchus gorbuscha (pink salmon), 2128 nucleotides. RefSeq names its product iron-sulfur cluster assembly enzyme ISCU, mitochondrial-like. The record is from RefSeq and is a predicted model, not a curated record. Gene Ontology annotation, biological process: intracellular iron ion homeostasis; iron-sulfur cluster assembly. Lineage: Eukaryota; Metazoa; Chordata; Actinopteri; Salmoniformes; Salmonidae. Gene Ontology annotation, molecular function: 2 iron, 2 sulfur cluster binding; ferrous iron binding. Gene Ontology annotation, cellular component: mitochondrial matrix; cytoplasm.
AUGAAGGUAGUGGACCACUAUGAGAACCCAAUAAAUGUGGGUUCCUUAGACAAGAACGCCAAUAAUGUGGGGACUGUUGGGGACGUUAUGAAACUCCAGAUCCAAGUGGAUGAAAAGGGAAAGAUAGUGGAUGCUAGUGUAACAACCUUUGGCUGUGGCUCAGCCAUUGCUUCCAGUUCUCUAGUAACAGAGUGGGUAAAGUGCAAAUCUAUUGACGAAGCUCUUAAGAUCAAGAACAUUGAUAUUGCCAAAGAACUCUGCCUUCCACCAGUCAAGCUUCAUUGCUCUAGUCAGUCAAACAAACUGAUACUACAAUAGGGACAUGGUCUAAUACCUACAGUGCCUUGCUUCAGAAGUAUUCAUACCCCUCGACUUAUUCCACAUUUUGUUACAGCCUGAAUUCAAAGUGAGAGAGACUAUUUAAUCCAUUAUCUACACACAGUACCCCAUGAUUAAAGUUUAAACAUGUUUGCAAAUGUAUUAAAUUAGAUAUCUCACAUACAUACUGUAAAAGCAUUCACAACCCUGAGUCAAACAUGUUAGAAUCAGCGAUGGCAGCUGUGAGUCUUUCUAGGUAAAUCUAUAAGAGCUUUGCACACCUGGAUUGUACAAUAUUUGUACAUUUUUAAAGAACUUUCAAGUUGGUUGUUGAUCAUUGCUGGAGAGCCAUUUUCAAGCCAAUUUGAAGUAAAAACGACCUAUGCCACCUUGGUAAGCAACUCCGGUGUACAUUUGGCCUUGUGUUUUUAGGUUGUCCUGUUGAAAGAUGCAUUUGACUCCCAAUGUCUAUUGGAAAGGAAACUGAACCAUGUUUUCCUCUAGGAUUUUGCCUGUGCUUAGCUCUAUUCUUUUUGUCCUUGCUGAUAAGCAUACCCAUAACAUGAUGCAGCCACCGCCAUGCUUGAAAUUAUGAAGUGGUACUCCCUGCUGUUGUAUUCAGCACAUAGUUAAUAUCUUUGCAAACAUGAUGCAUGCUCUGGAAUAUUUUUUUUAUUCUGUACAGGCUUCCUUUUCACGCUGUCAUUUAGGUUAGUGUUGUUUCUCCUAUCAUAGCCUUUUAAGUCUCCAUUGGUCUCAUGGUGAAAUCCCUGAGUGGUUUCUUCCUCUCUGGUAACAGAGUUAGGAAGGACACCUGUAUCUUUGUAGUAACUGGGUGUAUUUUAAUAACUAAACCAUGCUCAAAGUGAUAUUCAAUGUCUGUUUUAUUUUGACCCAUCUACCAGUAGGUUUUUAUUUUCUUUAAGGCAUUGGAAAAACCUCCCUGGUCUUUUGUGGUUGAAUCUGUGUUUGAAAAUCACUGCUCAACUGAGGGACCUUACAAUUCUGUGUGUGGGGUACAGAGAUGAGGUACUCAUUCAAAAAUCACGUUGGACACAGUGAGUCCAUGCAACUUAACAUUUUUACUUUACUUGACUUGAAUACUUGACUCAAGACAUUUCAGCCUUUUAUUUAUUCAUAAAUGUUUAAAAACAAUUCCAAUUAGACCGUAUGGGGUAUUAUGCGUAGGCCAGUGACACAACCUCAAUUUAAUCCAUAUGAAAUUCAGGCUGUAACAAUGUGUAAAGACUUUGUUUCUGAAGCCACUGUAUAUCCCAGAUGUUGGCGCAAGAUUUUAUUUCUCCCUCUGUUAUUCAUCUCCAUUUAGUGCUUGCAGAGGAUGCUAUAGGUGAAUGCACCAAUUUGUAAGUCGCUCUGGAUAAGAGCGUCUGCUAAAUGACUUAAAUGUAAAUGUCUAUAAAGGCAGCCUUGGCAGACUACAGGCUCAAACAGAAGGAAACGAGGUGGUAGCAAAACUCAAUCAGUCCCGGUUCUUUCCAAUCGAUUUGCUCUGACAUCCUAACCACCUGUGUGAUGCAGGCCUCAAAAGGUGAACAUGACAGGUCAACAGUCAUGGCCAAGUUCGGCGAUGUGUAAUUGAUGCUUUCAGUUUAAACCGUAUCAGAGCUGCUGGAGAGUGUGUGCUGUUAAGUUAUGGCAGAUGUUUAAGAAUGGUUUGUUUGCUGUUAUGUAUGACAAUUCUCAAAUGAUAAUCCUAAAUGUUGAAAUGGAAUAAAACUAUUUUGUAUUUACAACUCCCAAGAAAGGCAUUUGAAACUUAAUUAAAGGACUACAUUUUUGAUGUACAUUA